Oldenlandia corymbosa var. corymbosa is the source of this 480-nucleotide messenger RNA. The record is from the annotation of a GenBank genome assembly. NCBI's taxonomy places the organism in Eukaryota, Viridiplantae, Streptophyta, Magnoliopsida, Gentianales, Rubiaceae.
AUGGUUGGACUGAACGGGAGCAAGACAGAGGCAACCCAUUAUGCCCUUAAUAUGCCUUUUCUGGGUCCCUUCGAUCUAAAUAUAUUCUGGUCUAGUGAUCGAUCUUCUUGGAGAGAUGGGGAUAAGUUAUUUUUGCCCGAUGCAACAGUUCGUAUCGAUCGAGUAUGGAGUUUCUCUGAACUUGAUAAUUAUGUACACAGGCUGUUGGAAUCUAAGAACCCAAAAAUACUUCCUCUGCAAUAUGUUUUAGUCUGCACAGAUGGGUACGGCAGAAGGGGGCAAGCGCCCAUAAGAGACGACGAGUCAAUGUCAUGGAUUUACCGAGGUGCCCAUUUGCGUCCAACAUUGUACGUAGAGGUUGCAGAUGAACCUGUUGAAGAUGUUGGGGAAGGAACUAGUGGUGGUCAGUAUGAUGGUGCAAGGACUAGUGGUGUUGGUGGUACAGAUGAAGAUGGCGAUGACACAGAAGAUGACGUAUAG